This is a messenger RNA of Paramecium primaurelia, 391 nucleotides long. The record is from the annotation of a GenBank genome assembly. Lineage: Eukaryota; Ciliophora; Oligohymenophorea; Peniculida; Parameciidae.
UAGAAAAUGAUGGGAACUGCAUUUAUGUUUAGAAGUAAUGUAAAAUUCAUAUUUUUAGCUUGGUAUAAUUAAAAUGAACAAAUGAAUGAUGAUGCACUUAGAGAUUUCAAUUAAGCUUUAAAAAUGAAUCCAAAAUAUGCUUUAGCCUAUAAUUACAGAGGUGAAUACUAUUACACAUAAUAUUUUAGCCAUAUUAUUUAAAGAUAUUGGUGGCAAAGAUAAAGAAUUAAGUGACUAUUAACAAGGAUUUUGUCUAUCUCUUAAUGAUCCGUUGUUAUUAUGCAAUUUGGGUGAUUAUUAUUACAUUCUUUCUGACCAUACUUAAUAAACUUUGAAUGUUCUCAAAAGGCCUUAGAUUCUUUAUAGAGGUUAAAAUAAUCAGAAAUGGUGA